Molecule: messenger RNA, 2145 nt
Organism: Spodoptera litura
Lineage: Eukaryota; Metazoa; Arthropoda; Insecta; Lepidoptera; Noctuidae
Product: cytochrome P450 6B5-like
Molecular function (GO): oxidoreductase activity, acting on paired donors, with incorporation or reduction of molecular oxygen; heme binding; monooxygenase activity
Source: RefSeq, a predicted model, not a curated record
ACGCACAUGGCUUUAUAAGCCAUUUAUGCCGCGCUCUCUGCCAGUUGCCAUUUGAACUUGAAGAGAGAUAUCUUCUAAAAUGUUGUUAGUGUUACUAGGCGUUGUUGGUGUAAUACUUGCAUUAAUAUACCUAAAGGGAAUAUAUAAUCAGCAUUAUUGGAAGAAACGUGGUGUAGCCUUCUAUGACAAGCACAAGACAGGAGGACCUCUAUGGCAGUUCGCAAUCGAAGAUCGGUCAUUCUUCCAAAUCUUGAACGAUAUCUAUUGGAACUAUGAAAAAGAACCAGCUGUCGGUCUGGGCUCAUUCCAUGACCUGGGACUAUUCGUGAAGGAUCCGACCAACAUACAACACAUCGCACAAGUUGAUUUUCAUUCAUUCAAUCAUAGAGCUAUUGCAUUUACCGAGGAUGAUGUCUUGGCACACAAUGUGCUAAUGCUCAACGGUCAGAAAUGGAAGCUAGUCAGGCAGAAAGUGACACCAAUUUUUACAACUGCCAAACUUAAAAACAUGUUUUACAUCAUCGACAAAAGUGCUCAGGAUUUUAUAGAGUAUUUAAGAGAUAAUCCAGAAAAGUUGAAAGAAGAUCUGUUUGAUACUUUGGGUAAUUACUGCAAUGCUGCCAUUGCUGCUGCUGUAUUUGGAAUCCAUACACGCUCAACUUUCGAUUCUCCAUUCCGUAUGAUGGCUAAAGAGGUUCUGACUCCUACUUUUUUCACAAAUUUGAAGUUUGCGAUAAGUGGAGUAAGUGAAUCACUCUUCAAAUUUUUAAAACUCAAGUUAUUCAAAACAGAAAAAGAGAAAUUUUUCAUCGCAGCGAUCAAACAAGUGAUUAGGCAACGAGAAAAAGAAAACGUGAAGAGACACGACUUUAUAGAUAUAUGUGUAGAGCUCCAGAAGAAUGGGACAAUGGUGGACCCAGAUACUGGGUAUGCGCUGGAGCCGACAGAUGAGCUGAUGGCUGCUCAGGCUUACUUUUUCUUCUUGGCAGGUACUGACCCUACAAUCGCUGGAAUAUUCGGUACUUUAAUGGAAUUGGGAAGAAAUCCCGAUAUCUUGAAGAAGGCACACGAGGAUGUGGAUAGAGUAUUCGAGAAAUAUAAUGGUCAACUGACGUACGAUGCAGUUGGAGAAGUGAAUUAUUUGAAAAAUGUAUUGAGUGAGGUCUUUAGAGUGCAUCCUCCGAUAGCUUUUGUAAUGCGACAGUGCGUGCAGGAUAGUGUUCUGCCUGUAGGCAAUAUUCCUGUUGAGAAAGGUAUAAAGAUAUUUAUGCCUAUAUUUGACUUGCAUCAUGACCCUAAUUAUUUUCCGGAGCCUGAGAAAUUUGAUCCUGACCGCUUCGUGAGGGAAGGAGAGAUAAAUGAUGCGACUUAUAUACCGUUUGGUAAGGGUGGUCGAUAUUGUAUUGGAGCGAGAUAUGCUAAUAUUCAGAUCAUGACUGGGUUGAUCCAUAUUCUAAGGCAUUAUACAGUACGUACAUUUGUGAGAAAAGGAGGCGUUAAGUACAAUAAGGAGCAAUUUCAAGUGCGUUUGAGAAAUUGUGAUGUUGAGUUGGUGCCUAGAAAAUUGUGAUUGGUGCAAGCGAGUGUAAUUGCUAUUGUGUUUCGAGCAGAGGUUACUUUUACCUGUACGCGUAGAAGUAUAGUAGUUAGUUCGUAAUUUAGUUUCGACAGUACUGUUUUUAUAUAUUAAUUUAUUAUAGUAUCUACAGUUAUCCGUAGAUAAUUUUGUGAAUUCUUAGAAUAUUUUUUUAAUAUAUAGAGAAAAUUUCUACAAAUAAAUUAAAGUUUACAUGUGUAUUUAUUUAUGCAUGCUUAGCAUAACAUCUUGCUUAUUAAUUUCUGAGAAAUUGGACGAAGUAGGUAUGUACCUCUAUAUUAAGUCCAUAUUCUUUUAACUCUAUCCUACUUAUGAGAAUUUUGAAAUCGAAAUUUUCAGUAAUGCUUUUUCAAAUCCAAAGGUUAAGAGCAGUCUACGAAAUAUUAAAAUAAAGAACAAUUUUUAAUAUCUAAUUAAAUAUCAUAUCCACUUUUCACCAGUUAUAUUACUAGCUUCAUGUAAUGUGUACAAUGGGCUAUAAUAUUGUAUAAGAUUAUGCAGUACAGUGACUGCCUCAUUGGCCGAGUGGUCGCAAGUGCGACUGCGGG